GUCAGAAGUAACUGUACAGACAAACUAAGGGGAAAUAUUUCUUCGAUUCCUGUAUAAAAGCAAAAUCAAGAUGAGGAUGGAAGAAAUUUUGUCCCGGGUAAUUUUCCCUUUAGCUUGAUGGUUUCCAACCCUUAAAAAAAGAGGUAAAACUCCAUUAAAAGCCCCACUUCCAAAGAAAGAAAGAGGGCAAAACUAGGUUAUCAUAACUGGUGGGCGAGUGGGAAGCAGGGACCUCAAUAGCUACAAAAACAAUGCAAGAACAUAAAAGGUAAAAGAGAAGAACCAGCAGGGACAGGUUCGUUAUAUUCGAUAUCCAAUCCAAGAGAAGCAGCCAAAGCCGCAGCCGCAGCUGACUGCCAUCGCAGCCGCAGGUGGAUCGCCACUCUGUCACUACACAUUGAUGCUAUAGCCGGGGACCAAAAGAAGCUUAAAGCACUGAUAGUGCUGAACCGAAGAGUCAGGCUAUUUGAGUUUUGUGGAAUUUAUAGGCCGGGUAGAGAUAUACAAGAAGGUGAGUUUUGUGUAAUUAUUCCAACUGGGAACCUAAGAAAUUGGUUUCUGAUGAUUAAUAAUUAGAGCAAAGAAAGUUCCUUGUUAAGUUCUAGUUAGGUUUUUAUUGUUUUCAGAUAGUUGGCAUCUCUCUCUUUGACAUAAAAAAGGGAUCUUUUUGUGUCUUUCGCAUGCUUGAUCUGAGGUGCAGAGAUGAUUGAUUCACUUUGAUUGAAACUUUGAUAGGUGGGAGAGUAAAAUACCUUGCUACUUGAAUCAUUCAUUACUUCAACAAAGAUUUUGGUACAUGUGAAUGGGAAGCGUUUGCUGCUUCCCACAAUUCACUUGCUUGCUCUGCAGAUCAGCUUAUAAUUUUGCCUAAGGUGUACUUGACUUGCCAAAAAGUGAGGAUUUCGCAAGGAGAAGAGAGAAUCAUUGUUCUAUAAUGGCAGCUUCUGCAAAACUCCCUGUUGCUGACAAGCACACCAAAAAUGAAGACUGGACAGUUGUGUUACCUCGUCGAGGUAAAAGGAGGACAUGUUCCCGGAGAAAUAGUACUCCAGAAGCUAAACAGCAGCCAUGGGUGCCAACUGAGCUUGAAUCAGAUCCAGAUAGAGAAUUGAAGUUGAUACAAAAGAUGGAAAUCUGUAUCAAGAAAGUUGAGAGCUCUCAAUUCUAUCAGAACUUUUUGGAGCUAGUUGAAAAUCCUGACAUCCUGAAUUCUUUUCACAAGGUUCUGGGCUUGGAACUGGAGAUGCCGAUGGUGAUAUAUGGAAUUGGCAGCAUUGAAUCAUAUGAAACCCCUCGAUUUCAGCUUAGCCUUGCAGUCUUGAUGAAGAGGAAGUUCAAUUGGAUUGGGGACGUGGAGGUUUUUGAUCCAAUUCUUUCUGCAACGGAAUCUCGGGUUCUGGAAUCCCUUGGUUGUUCUGUUCUAUCUGUAAAUGAGCAAGGUCGCAGACGGGCUACAAAGCCAACACUUUUCUAUAUGCCACAUUGUGAGGCAGAGUUGUACAACAAUCUCUUACAGGCAAACUGGGAGUUGGAACCGCUGAAUCAUAUUGUAUUAUUUGGAAAUAGCUUUGAGAUGUAUGAGUUCUUGUCAGAGAUUAAGAACUCCUUUAUUGUUGAUUCAACAGGGCAUAUUUUGGCAGCUCGAAAAUUCACAGAUGAGCAUGCACUCAAGAUAGCUUCGGAUGAUUAUUUUGCUGCUUUCCAUGAUUCAAGCUGGCAUUUCUUCAGCCCUGCUCUUGAUACGGAGCUGCUGCUAGUUAAAAAUCAAUUUGUAUGCACGUAAUGUGCUUCAGAAACUGCAUCUUAUUUGAAACUUGAUAUUUUUUUGGAUAGUUCAAUGGAAAUGGUCAAAAUGUGUGUUUUCGCUGCA
Messenger RNA from Populus nigra (black poplar), 1870 nucleotides. RefSeq names its product protein SENSITIVITY TO RED LIGHT REDUCED 1-like. Bases 935 to 1783 code for a protein of 282 amino acids. The transcript is spliced from 2 exons. Gene Ontology annotation, cellular component: cytoplasm; nucleus. The record is from RefSeq and is a predicted model, not a curated record. NCBI's taxonomy places the organism in Eukaryota, Viridiplantae, Streptophyta, Magnoliopsida, Malpighiales, Salicaceae. Gene Ontology annotation, biological process: microtubule-based process.